GUGCUUUUAAAAGGAAAUUUAAAAAAUUGUUAUUAAUUUGUUAUUUUUAUAUAAAAUGAGUAAGCUGGGCGACAAGUUGAGCUGGGCGGUGGGCAAGAAGCGGGUGCUGUGUGUGGGCAACUGUGUUAUCGAUUGCAUCUCAAUGAUCGAUGAGUUUCCCAAGCCCGACAGACCAGAGCGUACAAUCCGUGGCUAUUGGCAACGCGGCGGCAAUGCGUCCAACACUUGCACCGUGCUCAGCAAUCUGGGCAUCAGGACCGAAUUUUUCGGCAUGCUGAGCUCAGCGCCCAUGUUUCGCAUGAUUUUGGACGACAUGCGUCAUCGUGGCAUCAAAAUGGAUAAUUGCCCGCGCACCAAUGCCGAUCCGCCCUUCUCCUCGGUGAUAUUGACGCGUGCCACACGCAGCUGCAACAUUGUUAACUGCAGUGAAGCGUUUCCCUAUGUGAACAGCGAGCAGUUUGCGAAAUUGAAUCUAAGCGAUUAUGGUUGGAUACAUUUUCGUGGCAAGGAAUUCAAGCAGACGCUUGAAAUGAUGCAGGCGGUGGAGAGCUUCAAUGCCACCAGCAGGGAGAAGAUCAUCGUUUCGAUGGACUUGGAUAGCUCGCUGAACGAGAUGUGGCAACUGGUCAGCCUGUGCGACUAUGUGUUCUUCUCAAAGCGUCUGGCAUUGGAGCGCGACUGGUUGAAUCCCAAGGACGCGUGCCUCAACAUUGACGAGAAACUGCGCAUGCGUUUCGGCCUCAAUUUGAAGCGUCCUCUGGUCGUGUUUCUGUGGGGCAAGCAGGGCGCCGCCAUUAUGGAUCAGUCUGGCAAGUAUACAAGGAUGCCUGCGUAUAGGCCUAAGCCAUUGCGCGACGCUCUGGGUGCGGGCGAUACCUUUGUGGCUGCCUUUAUCUAUGCUGUCUAUGCGCGUGGCAGAUCCACGGAGAUUGCUGUGGACUUUGGCAACCGCAUGGCCAGUCACAAGUGCACUAAGCAUGGCUACGAUCAUAUUGCCGAUAUACUAGUCGCUCCUGUGCUGUAAAUGCUUUUAAAAUAGAUGUGAUUCAUGGUUAACUAGCUGCCAGUAGAUAAAUGUGCUAUUUAUUUCGAUGAAACAGCAAAUUAUUACACAAUGAUUAAUUCAACAGUUAGACUCGAACUUUGUGUGUGCGGCACACAUUUAUAUAAA
This is a messenger RNA of Drosophila busckii, 1171 nucleotides long. RefSeq names its product ketohexokinase. Gene Ontology annotation, molecular function: ketohexokinase activity. Lineage: Eukaryota; Metazoa; Arthropoda; Insecta; Diptera; Drosophilidae. The record is from RefSeq and is a predicted model, not a curated record. Bases 56 to 1024 code for a protein of 322 amino acids. The transcript is spliced from 2 exons. Gene Ontology annotation, biological process: fructose metabolic process.